Molecule: messenger RNA, 959 nt
Organism: Vigna radiata var. radiata (mung bean)
Lineage: Eukaryota; Viridiplantae; Streptophyta; Magnoliopsida; Fabales; Fabaceae
Exons: 3
Coding region: 93-722 (209 amino acids)
Source: RefSeq, a predicted model, not a curated record
GGAGGGGAAAUUAGAGAGGGAUACCCUGUCGCUAAUAGCUGUCACGGGGAAGAGGUUCCACUGAGUCGAGAAGCUUCAGAACCUCCAUCUCCAUGGCAAAUCCCUCAAAAUCGUCGAAAUGGACCGACAACGUUUCCUCAAUAGCAGCUCGCAUCUUGUUCCUUCUUAUCAUCUUUCAGAUCCCUCUUUUCAGGGUGAGUUGCAGAUCUGGCAUGUGUACAAACCCUUUGCAUGUCACAUCGUCGCAGUUAAUUGCAAGUGAAAUCUUUCCUUCUGUUGCGGUGAAGGGCCUUCUGUACCCAGGGGCUGCAGUGAACGGCCUCAUUCACAACAUGACCAUUCCAAGUUGGGAUAGUUUGCUGGACUUGUAUAAUUUGACCAAUGUGAAGGAAGCUUCUGCAGUUGCUGAUCUUCAGCGCUUGGAGGUUCUUGCCGGAAGCUACUUCUUAGUGGCAGGAGCACUUGUGGGUGUUCUGAAACCCGGAAGAAUGAGCGUGUUUGGGAACCUUCUUAUUAUUUGGGGACUGGUCAAAGAAGGGAUUUUAGGAAAACCAGUAAAUUCUGAUCCUUCAAAAGCUGUGUACGUCUAUCCAACAAUGGUGAUUGCUUUGUUAUGUGCUUUCUCGUCCGUUAAGUAUGAUGUGAAGAAGGCUGUUAGGUCAGCCCCUGUCAGGUCUUCUGCUAAACCGCUUCAGAGCUCAUCUAAGUCUAAGCUGAAAUAGGCGAUUCUCAUGUUGGCAAGUUAAAAUUGUACGCUUUCCACCCAAAUUCAUUUUGGAACAUUUAGGUUAGUUUUUCCAGAAUCAUUACUCAUUUUGCUACAACCCUUUUAAUCGAUUGAGCUUGUUGAUCCUUCGAUAGGAAAGAGGCUUAGCAAACUUAUUUAUACAUAUAGAUAUCAAUCAACUGAUUCAAGUGUUUGUUAUAUUAGAAUUAAUAACUAAUGAAGUGAUUUUUAA